Scedosporium apiospermum is the source of this 1323-nucleotide messenger RNA. RefSeq names its product 26S protease regulatory subunit 7-like protein. Lineage: Eukaryota; Fungi; Ascomycota; Sordariomycetes; Microascales; Microascaceae. Gene Ontology annotation, molecular function: proteasome-activating activity; ATP binding; ATP hydrolysis activity. The record is from RefSeq and is a predicted model, not a curated record. Gene Ontology annotation, biological process: proteasome-mediated ubiquitin-dependent protein catabolic process. The transcript is spliced from 4 exons. The coding region runs from base 1 to 1323 and encodes 440 amino acids. Gene Ontology annotation, cellular component: proteasome regulatory particle, base subcomplex.
AUGCGUACGGCAACAGGUGCAAACUGGGAAAAGUACAAGAAGAACUUUGAUGACGAGGAGGCAGAAGAGAAGAAGAUCACGCCUCUCACCGAUGAGGAUAUUCAGGUUCUCAAGACAUACGGUGCGGCUCCCUAUGGAGCUGCCAUCAAGAAGCUUGAGCAACAAAUAAAGGAGAAGCAAGCUAGUGUAGAUGAGAAGAUUGGAGUUAAGGAAUCAGAUACCGGUCUCGCGCCGCCCCAUCUCUGGGACGUGGCAGCCGAUCGCCAGCGAAUGUCGGAGGAACAACCGCUUCAGGUAGCGCGGUGUACCAAGAUUAUCGCCGACGAGAAGGGUGACGAGUCGAAGAGCAAAUACGUUAUCAACGUUAAGCAAAUCGCCAAGUUUGUCGUUCAACUCGGCGAGCGGGUGAGCCCUACCGAUAUCGAGGAGGGAAUGCGCGUGGGUGUCGACCGGAACAAGUACCAGAUUAUGCUUCCCUUGCCGCCCAAGAUCGACUCGAGUGUGACUAUGAUGACGGUCGAGGAGAAGCCCGAUGUUACAUACGGAGAUGUUGGUGGAUGCAAAGAGCAGGUCGAGAAGCUUCGUGAGGUCGUCGAGAUGCCUCUACUCUCCCCUGAGCGUUUCGUCAGCCUCGGCAUCGACCCACCCAAGGGCGCUCUCCUCUACGGCCCUCCCGGUACCGGAAAGACGCUAUGUGCCCGAGCUGUUGCCAACAGGACGGACGCCACCUUCAUCCGAGUCAUCGGUAGCGAGCUAGUCCAGAAGUAUGUCGGUGAGGGAGCCCGUAUGGUUCGUGAGCUAUUCGAGAUGGCCAGGACGAAGAAGGCCUGCAUCAUCUUCUUCGACGAAAUCGACGCCGUCGGCGGUGCCCGAUUCGACGAUGGUGCUGGAGGCGAUAACGAGGUGCAGAGGACCAUGUUGGAGCUCAUUACCCAACUUGACGGAUUCGACGCCCGAGGAAACAUCAAGGUCAUGUUCGCCACUAACCGCCCCUCGACCCUCGAUCCUGCCCUCAUGAGGCCCGGUCGUAUCGAUCGUAAGAUUGAAUUCUCCCUUCCCGACCUUGAAGGCCGAGCCAACAUUCUCCGCAUCCACGCCAAGAGUAUGUCCGUCGAGCGCGAUAUCCGCUGGGAGCUCAUCUCGCGUCUGUGCCCCAACGCGACCGGCGCCGAGUUGAGGAGUGUGUGCACGGAGGCUGGUAUGUUUGCCAUCCGUGCCAGGAGAAAGGUGGCUACGGAGAAGGACUUCCUCAGCGCCGUCGAGAAGGUCAUCAAGGGUAAUCUCAAGUUCAACUCGACGGCGUCGUACAUGCAGUACAACUAA